ACCCUGUGCUGCAUAAAAAAAUUAUCUGUCAUCGAACAAAAGCAAACUUUGAAACAAGAUGUUCUCUGCAAAGUUCCUACUGCCUUUUUUGAUGACCUACUUGACAGUGGGCUCUCUCCAGCCGAUGAAUGGGUUAAAUCAAGAUUUUCAAGGUCACUUACCUCCAGCUUUGGAAUCAGCAAAUGACACUUUGAGCACUUCCUCUCACGUUGCAAAGCGAUUCAUAAACUCUCGUGCCUGUCGUGAGAUCUUCUCAAGUAUCGACCCUCAAAAGUAUUUCCAAAGCAACGACAUCUUUUUUCCCAGGUUUGUCCACACCGUGAAAUGCGAAGGCACUCCAGACAAUCCAGUGCACUGCGGUUCAGCGCAAGGGAGUAUGCGCUGUUUGACCAGAAUGAGCGACGUGAAGGUCAUGCGCAUACCAAGUUCGGGACAGUGCUCCUGGCGCAGACCCGUUAUGAUCAGGAAUGUACCUGUAGGAUGUUAUUGCGAGUAUUAAGUUACUCAAAGUGAUUACAAGGAACUUCAAUUUUACACAUCUCAUUAAAAGGCAUUAUUUAAAUGAAGUGUUAUUGAGAGAGUACAAAAAAUCUCUCAUACAUAUGUACUAGAUUAUUAUGAUAGCAAACUUUAAGAUAUCCGAGCUGAUAUGCAAUGUAGAGUUA
Molecule: messenger RNA, 665 nt
Organism: Pocillopora verrucosa
Lineage: Eukaryota; Metazoa; Cnidaria; Anthozoa; Scleractinia; Pocilloporidae
Source: RefSeq, a predicted model, not a curated record